Messenger RNA from Solea solea (common sole), 6166 nucleotides. Its product is annotated as NACHT, LRR and PYD domains-containing protein 12-like. Bases 1062 to 4463 code for a protein of 1133 amino acids. Gene Ontology annotation, molecular function: protein binding. The transcript is spliced from 13 exons. The record is from RefSeq and is a predicted model, not a curated record. NCBI's taxonomy places the organism in Eukaryota, Metazoa, Chordata, Actinopteri, Pleuronectiformes, Soleidae.
CGUGUGUAUCCCUGUGCUAAUUGUGUUUGGUAUAACUUUUUGUUGUUGUACUUGUGCACUCACUUGUAUGCGAGCGUUUGUGUAUAGGUGGAUAGGGGGAGUACUUGGAGAUGACAGAACACCAUUGUAUGUGAAAGUACCUUGUGAACAAAGUAAGGAUUGUGAAUCAAAUGUGUGUCACAUUUCAGAAUGGGCCCCAGGUAACCCGUAUAGUGAGAGUGAUUCAGAUGAAGAGAUAAUGUGAAUAGAAUUGUUUUGGUUUGCUUUUUGUUUUUGUUUUAUUUGUGUUUUAUUUCUUCUCUUGUGAUAUUCUGAGAGUGAAUAGUUAACUCAUACUAAUAUGUUUGCAGUGUGUAGUCGUAGAAAAGGUUAGUUAACGAGACCAUGUGAUUUCCCAAAAAAUAUGUUGACACUUUGUGUCAAAAGGGAGGAAAUGUGGGAAAUAACCAGUCUUACCUCUGUUUCCUGUAGUGGUUAAGAUAACUAUCUACUAACAGUCAAGCUGUGAAUAGAGGCUGGGGAAAGUGUAUGAUAAGGAAGGGUCAACUUAGGGUUCCACAUAAUGGUAUCUGUUCGUUCGUCGUAAACAUUAGGUAACAUCUAAUGGGGUCAUAAACGUUAUUUCUUGUGUCUGUUCUUGUUUUACUUUGAUGUUUCUGUAUAAAUGGUAGAGCUUUCUUGAGAAACCAGAGAGACACUACUCCACCCACGUCUGUCUAAGACAGAGUUGUCUCAGUGAGGACGCUCCAGCUCGUGUGCAGGCUGUUCAUGACUCACUGAACUGCACAGGAAACUGUGGGAGGAGCAGAGAAAGUGAAAGUGAAACUAUUCUGUGACUUUGCUUCAGUCGCCAUUUUAACUGCGCAGCACGAAGACACAAUGUUUUCUCUCGUGUGAUUGGUCACUGGACUGAACACAGAUCCACAUCAGACGUCCUCCAGGAAACAGGAAGGAGAUUUUCAAUCAACUGAGAAGUAACUCUUUAAAGUGCUUUCAAUACGAUUCUUUUAGUGGAGCAGUGAUAACUCACAGACAGACAGACAGUCUGUUUCUCUCUCAGAAUGACUGAAGUCCAGCAGAUGAGUGAUUGUGUGGAGGAAGACGAGGACAGAGCAGAGUCUCCAGGACCCAGCGGUCUGUCUGUGAAGAGUGACCGGUCUAUGGGACACCCUCCAGGCUUCAGUCAUGAACCUGGAGCCUCAGAGACAAAAGAUCAGAACCAGAGACGGAGAGCAGAGUCUGCAGGACCCAGCGGUCUGUCUGUGAAGAGUGACUGGUCUGUGGGACACCCUCCAGACUUCAGUCAUGAACCUGGAGCCUCAGAGACAAAAGACGAGUUUGCUGUUUCUGUGGACGAGCACAUGUCCUGCUGUCCUCUGUGUCAGGACGUCCUGAAGGAUCCAGUCUCCACCAGCUGUGGUCACCGGUUCUGCAGACGCUGCAUCUCCUCAUACUGGGACCAGUCUGGUCCACAAGGAGACUCCUGCUGUCCCCAGUGUGGGAAAAGACCCAGGACAGGACGUGGACCAAAGAGCAUCAGUGUACAGACAGAUGUUGGUCUGCAGGAGGUUCUAGAUGAACAUAAGAUCAGUCUGAGGAGGAGAUUUGAACAUGUGACUGAAGGAACUAAUGCAAGAGGAAGUAGAACCCCCCUGAACAGGAUCUUCACUGAGCUCUACAUCACAGAGGGACAGAGUGAAGAGGUCAAUACUCAACAUGAGGUGAUGCAGCUGGAGAUGACCUCCAAGAAGAAAAUGGUCCAGGACACUCCCAUCAAGUGCUGCGACAUCUUUAAAGCCUUACCUGACCAGCAGGGGAGCAUCAGAGUCGUCCUGACCAACGGCGUCGCUGGUGUUGGAAAAACCUUCUCGGUGCAGAAGUUCACUCUGGACUGGGCCCAGGGUUUGGAAAACCAGGAUGUGAAUCUGCUGAUUGUGCUUUCGUUCAGGGAGCUGAACCUGAUCAGAGAUCAGCAGCACAGUCUUCUCUCGCUGCUCCAUGUUUUCUAUCCAACAUUAGAGAAGGUCAGAGCAGAGGAGCUCGCUGUCUGUAAACCUUUGUUCAUCUUUGACGGCCUGGAUGAAAGCAGACUCUCACUGGACUUCAGCAGCAGGACGCUGGUUUCUGACGUCACACUCAGGUCAUCAGUCAACGUGCUGCUGACCAACCUCAUCCAGGGGAAUCUGCUUCCCUCGGCUCUCGUCUGGAUAACUUCACGACCUGCAGCGGCCAAUCAGAUCCCUCCUACAUGUGUUGACAGGGUAACAGAAGUACGAGGCUUCACUGAGGACCAGAAGGACGAGUACUUCAGGAAGAGAUCCAGAACUGAAGAUCUGUCCAGCAGAAUCAUCUCACACAUCAAGACCUCCAGGAGCCUCCACAUCAUGUGUCAAAUCCCAGUCUUCUGCUGGAUCAGUGCAACAGUUCUGGAGCACAUGUUGACCACAGAGCAGAGAGGAGAGCUGCCCAAGACCCUGACAGACCUGUACUCACACUUCCUGCUGGUUCAGACAAAGAGGAAGAAGAACAAGUACGAUAAAGGACGUGAGAUGAGUCCACAGGAGCUGAUGGAGGCCGACGGGGACGUUCUUCUGAAGCUGGGGAGGCUGGCCUUUGAACAUCUGCAGAAAGGAGACAUCAUGUUCUACCAAGAAGACCUGGAGCGGUGUGGUCUUAGUGUGACAGAGGCCUCUGUGUACUCGGGAGUUUGUACAGAGAUCUUCAGAAGAGAGAGCGUGAUCUUCCAGAAAACAGUCUACUGCUUUGUUCAUCUGAGCGUUCAGGAGUUUCUGGCUGCAGUCUACAUGUUCCACUGUUUCACCAACAGGAAGACAGAGGUACUGCAGGACUUCUUCAGACAAGAAGACCAUGACAGGAAGAGAUUUAACUAUUAUGAUGAUAAUUAUGAUGAUGAUGAAGAUGAUGGUGGUUACACUUCUCUAGAUGUGUUUUUGAAAGAAGCCAUGAAGAAAUCACUUCAAAGUGAAAAUGGUCACCUGGACCUGUUUGUUCGCUUCCUUCAUGGACUCUGUCUGGAGUCCAACCAGAGACUCUUAGGAGGUCUGCUGGGUCAGACUAAGAACAGUCCAGAAAUCAUCAAGAGAGUCAUCAAGAACCUGAAGAAGAUUAAUACAGAGGACAUCUCACCUGACAGAAGCAUCAACAUCUUCCACUGUCUGACAGAGAUGAACGACCAAUCAGUGCAUCAGGACAUCCAAGAGUUCAUUAAGUCAAAGAACAGAGGAAAGGAACUAUCUGAGAUCCACUGCUCAGCUCUGGCCUACAUGCUGCAGAUGUCUGAGGAGGUUCUGGAUGAGUUGGACCUGAACAAGUACAACACAACAGACGAGGGAAAACAGAGACUGAUUCCAGCUGUGAGAAACUGCAGGAAGGCUCGGUUGAGGGGCUGCAGAUUGUCAGGGUUCAGCUGUUCUACUGUGGUCUCAGUUCUGAAGUCCAACUCCUCCCACCUGAGAGACUUGGACCUGAGUUGGAACCAUCUCCAGGAUUCAGGAGUGAAGCUGCUGUGUUCUGGACUGGAGAGUCCACAUUGUGUACUGGAGACUCUGAAGUUGAGUCACUGCAGUUUGUCAAAGAUCAGCUGUUCUUCUCUGGUCUCAGUUCUGAAGUCCAACUCCUCCCGCCUGAGAGACCUGGACCUGAGUGAGAACUAUGGUCUGCAGGAUUCAGGAGUGAAGCUGCUGUGUUCUGGACUGGAGAGUCCACAUUGUAGACUGGAGACUCUGGGGUUGAGUCGCUGCAGAUUGUCAGAGAUCAGCUGUUCUUCUCUGGUCUCAGUUCUGGUGUCCAACUCCCACCUGAGAGACCUGGACCUGAGUGAGAACUAUGGUCUGUGUGAUUCAGGAGUGAAGCUGCUGUGUUCUGGACUGGAGAGUCCACAUUGUGGACUGGAGACUCUGGGGUUGAGGGGCUGCAGUUUGUCAAAGAUCAGCUGUUCUUCUCUGGUCUCAGUUCUGAAGUCCAACUCCUCCCACCUGAGAUACCUGGACCUGAGCUGCAACCAGGAUCUGCAGGAUUCAGGAGUGAAGCUGCUGUGUUCUGGACUGGAGAGUCCACAUUGUGGACUGGAGACUCUGGGGUUGAGUCGCUGCAGUUUGUCAGAGAUCAGCUGUUCUUCUCUGGUCUCAGUUCUGAAGUCCAACUCCUCCCACCUAAGAGACCUGGACCUGAGCUACAACCAUCUGCAGGAUUCAGGAGUGAAGCUGCUGUGUUCUGGACUGGAGAGUCCACAUUGUAGACUGGAGAAUCUGAAGUUGAGACACUGCAAUUUGUCAGAGAUCAGCUGUUCUUCUCUGGUCUCAGUUCUGAAGUCCAACUCCUCCCACCUGAGAGACCUGGACCUGAGUGAGAACGGUCUGCAGGAUUCAGCAGUGAAGCCUCUGUGUGAUCUUGUGCAGAGUCCAGACUACAGACUGGAGACUGUGAGGUGGAAGAAGGAGUGACGAUGAUGAUGAUGAUGAUCUUCAUCCUGAGUCAGCAGAUCUGGAACAAACAUCAUCUGAAGGACAAAGGUUUUUCUGUGACGUCACUUUUAACGUGGUCAGCUCGGUCCUGUCGUCCUGAACCUGUGACAUUGUUGAGGAAUUUUGGAUUAUUUAAAGAAUGCUGGAUUAUUUGUUAAGGAAUGCUGGAUUAAUCAGAGAUGUUCACCCAUGUCAUCAUUUUUCUAUUUAUUUUUUAUUUGUAUUCUGUCCAUAAUGUUGUGUGUGUGUGACUGUCAUAUGAUGCGGUUCCACAUGGAGUUGAAAUGUGUUGAAACAUGUGUUCACAUGUGUUCACAUGUUCAUCUGUUCAUGUGUUCACAUGUUCAUGUGUUCACAUAUUGUUUUGAAUAUAAGAAAUCUGAAAUUGAAAUAAAAAAAUAAUUGAAGAAAUUACAAAACUUUCUUUUUGCAACCAGCGGAGUCACCCCCUGCUGGCUAAGUACUACUUCCAUAUUACUCCCUUCUUAACCGGAUGACUUCAUCCAUUUUCUCCAAGUAGGUCUAGCUGCAGACCAGGGCCGGCCCAAGUCUUUAGGGGGCCCUAAACAGAAUUUAAUUUGGGAGCCCCUCCUCCAACUAUGCAGAGUCACCUGUACUUGACGAUUAUUGACACGUCACACUAUAAUGUUACAUUAUCAACUGUAUUAAUACAGACAGAUUAUGAAUUACUCUUCCUCUGGGCACAGAUGCAUAAGGACCUCCCUAUUUGUUCAAGAGUGGGUGCAUACAAGAAGAAGGGGUCUGGGGCUCCUCCCCCAGAACAUUUUGAAUCUGGUAGAUGUGAUUUCCUUUAUUCUGGUGCAUUUUUGAUAGCUGGAGAAGGGCAAUACAUAAAUGUGUUCAGACUUUUUGACUUAUUAAGGAAGUGAGUUGGGCUUCAGGGCCCCUUGACCUCUUGGGCCCAGUCGGCUCAUUCUUUAAUCCAUCCUUGCUCACAUGCCAACAAUGUUUUGGGGCUCCCCUCUAGACUUGUGGCCCUUGGUAGACCCCUGUAUUACAAUAGUCACUAUUUACACAAAACCAGACACCUUUUAACCUUAGAGGGCACUGAGAUCACACAUUUAUUUUAAACUUUCAUAUUCAAAGUGAAGCACUAAGUAUGGUUCACUGAAGUUAAAUUGAAAAAUUCAUUCAUUCAUUCAUUCAAUAAUGUCACUUGUUAUUUAAUAUGUUUAAAAACAAACCAAAAAACCCCAAACACUCGAUUGGGGGCCCCCUUGUGGCCAGGAGGCCCUUAGUUCACUUAUGGCUCAGGCCGGCUCUGCUGCAGACCAUGGUUAUAAGAAAAGGAUAGAGCUCCGCCCCCUCUGCCUUGAAGACAGUUUUGUCAUGGUGGCCACUCGUGGUACUGCAACAACAAAUACUCAUGCGGCCAAAAAAUUUCCCCAUUGAGCACAAGGCAAGGCAAGAGAUGCCUGUAAAAGUGUCCACAGGACAUCUGGAGACAUGGACACAGACAUGUAUACAUCUUUCUAUUCUAUAUUUUUAAUUCAUGGAGUUUUAUAUUUGUAAAACCUUCUUAAAGGCCGUAAACAGCCCAGAACAAUCUCAUUUCCCAGAGUCUGUGUACUGUCAGGGAACCGUACCACAUGAAAACUUUAUGAGAAAUGUGAAUAAACGUUUUAAAAUGAAAGUUUUCUUCCCCCCUGGCUUUAAUCUUC